AUGUUUCGUGAUGACAGGUACCAGAUCCUUGCGUACUUGUGUACUCGCUGGAUGACAGUGUGCAUUCAGCAGUCCUUUGGUGAUGGAAUUUGGAGGGUGAAGAAGAGUGAAGAAUCAGGAAUGUCUUUUACAAUAGAAAGCAGGGUCAAGCAUGUGUGUAGGAUCUGUAAAAUCGGAAGAGAAAAAUACAAAACAAAAACUGAAGACACUGGGGAAAAUAAGGUGCUCAAGCCCGUUAACACAGAGAAAGCCUCACUACCUGCGGGCUUGGUCCCGGAGAAAAUGAGCACCACAGUGUGCACGGUACGCUACCAACGGUGUGGGGAAAUAUAUGCACAGGCCUUUGUAAUAUCUUCAACCCAGCCUUUGAAAACAAGUAUUUUUAAACUAGAAGAGGGUCCAGAACCUCCACUUAUUCUAGAGGGAAAAAAUGAAGCCAAUCAUCAAGAAGGACAAAUAGAAUUUAAUACUCAAAGAGAUGGCAAUAAACAAGCACAACCAAGGGCAUUUAGUCUGCAAGGACAACCAGGAUAUUCGAACCAGCCAAGGAAACCAAGGAAUUUUAAUCGGCAAGGGAAGCCAGGAGUUUUCAAUCAGCCUGGGAGUCUGCAAGGAAAUUCAGGACAAUCUGACCAAAAAGGGAAUCAAGAAGCUUGUAAUGAGCAAGGAAAACCAGGAUCUUCUGGUCAGCAAGGAAAACCAGGAUCUUCUAACCAGCAAGGGAAGCCAGGGUCAUCUAAUGAGCAAGGGAAGCCAGGAUCUUCUAACCAGCAAGGGAAGCCAGGGUCAUCUAAUGAGCAAGGGAAGCCAGGAUCUUCUAACCAGCAAGGGAAGCCAGGAUCUUCUGGCCAGCAAGGGAAACCGGGGUCAUCUAAUGAACAAGGGAAGCCAGGGUCAUCUAAUGAGCAAGGGAAGCCAGGGUCAUCUAAUGAGCAAGGGAAGCCAGGAUCUUCUAACCAGCAAGGGAAGCCAGGAUCUUCUGGCCAGCAAGGGAAACCGGGGUCAUCUAAUGAACAAGGGAAGCCAGGGUCAUCUAAUGAGCAAGGGAAGCCAGGAUCUUCUGGCCAGCAAGGAAAACCAGGGUCGUCUAAUGAGCAAGGAAAGCCAGGGUCAGCUAGCCAAAAAGGAGAGCCAGGAUUGUCCAGCCACCAAGGAAAAGCAAGGUCCUUUUACAAUCAAGAAGAAAAAAUGGAGGCAACUCUUUGA
This is a messenger RNA of Phacochoerus africanus (Common warthog), 1206 nucleotides long. It is a transcript of the gene MARCOL, whose product is annotated as MARCO like. NCBI's taxonomy places the organism in Eukaryota, Metazoa, Chordata, Mammalia, Artiodactyla, Suidae. The coding region runs from base 1 to 1206 and encodes 401 amino acids. The transcript is spliced from 4 exons. The record is from RefSeq and is a predicted model, not a curated record.